UCACUUAGCUCUGCGCGUGCAUCGGCACCGAAAUGAACCCGUCUCUGACGGUCCACCGGCCACUUGUGUUCUAGUUGGGGCAUGCCCAUAGCGAUCAUUGGCAACUGGAUUCCAGUCUGAGGGUACAUGCGUCGUCAUCAUCAAGGCGCGAGGGGGGUGAUUGUACACAACCGCAAGAGCCUCACCCUUACCUUCGUUUAGAUACAAUUCACACGCCGUUCGCGACACACCAAAUCCAAACACAAUGUCCAAUGUCCGCAUCACCCUCGGCAACCGGCUCAAGAGCUUUCGCCAGUCGAUAUCUUCGAGCCCUGGUGGACCGCUCACCAGCUCCAAAUCCGACGAUUCUUUCACCUCGUUUCCUAUCGACCCACAAACUAAAGCCCCGAUCAGGCCGUCUUCCGGCAAGGCGGUGCCCUGCUCGCCUAGUUGGAAAUUGAUCGUCGCGCUCAAUCAAUCUGAAGACGAACCGGAAAAGGCGGAUGAGACCAAGUUGCGAGACUUUGCUAGGCGCAGUCUUCAUCAGGAACCUGUCGAUUCUACCUUGCGUGACGCCAUCGCCGUUCUCAACAAAGGUCCAGAUGCACUCCCUUUGCGAGCCCGAUCAUCAAUCCGGACCGCGAGACCCGGGUCAAGGCUUUCGCAACCAGAGUCUUUGCCCCAAGAACCGGCCACCUUCUCCAAAGCAGAGCACGACCUGCCGAAAUCGUUUCGGCGACCUCGUCGCUUGAGCCAUCGGGUAUCAUUCACCGCUCUCUCGAACCGUUGCUCCUGGUUCAGGGCGAACGGUGGUGGAUCGACCGAAUCGUCCAAGCGUAACUACUGCAAGAUGGACGCCAACCAGGAAGAAGCAGAAGAGAGCUGAGCCACCGCUUUGAGCCCAAACAUGCCCAGCCAGACCAAAGGCAUAUGGAGACGUACUCUGCCGUGACAUCACCCCCUACCAAACACACAGCUAUCAUACACGAACCACGAUAGCGCAGAGUCGUAGCACUUGCUCACAAUCAGAUGGACUUGCAUGAAUGAUACCGAUAUACAACGCCUCUUUAUACACCAAUUUUGUAAACCUCUUUAUCUGAGCGAACUGUCCUAAGUCUGCAUCCGUUUGUAAAACA
This is a messenger RNA of Filobasidium floriforme, 1115 nucleotides long. RefSeq lists its product as uncharacterized. Lineage: Eukaryota; Fungi; Basidiomycota; Tremellomycetes; Filobasidiales; Filobasidiaceae. The record is from RefSeq and is a predicted model, not a curated record. The transcript is spliced from 3 exons. Bases 245 to 865 code for a protein of 206 amino acids.